Molecule: messenger RNA, 3103 nt
Organism: Pomacea canaliculata
Lineage: Eukaryota; Metazoa; Mollusca; Gastropoda; Architaenioglossa; Ampullariidae
Product: serine/arginine-rich splicing factor 1-like
Exons: 4
Coding region: 100-753 (217 amino acids)
Cellular component (GO): ribonucleoprotein complex; cytoplasm; nucleus
Molecular function (GO): mRNA binding
Source: RefSeq, a predicted model, not a curated record
UUGAGAAAAAGUGCGAGCAGUAACGUCGCCAUAUUUAGUCGGAGAAGUCGCCAUCGUCGUUUGUUUCUUCUUUUUGGCCUACACUAUCUUUAGUAAGCAAUGGCACGCAACGACAGCAGAGUAUAUGUUGGUAAUUUGCCUCCAGAUAUUAGAACCAGGGAUAUCGAAGAUCUCUUUUACAGAUUCGGAAAGAUUGUAUUUGUCGAUUUGAAGAAUCGAAAAGGACCACCAUUUGCAUUCGUUGAGUUCGAGGAUCCCAGGGAUGCGGAAGAUGCAGUUCGUCAGAGAGAUGGUUACAACUAUGAUGGCUACACAUUACGGGUAGAGUUUCCUCGUGGUAGUGGAAUGAGCCGUUUUCGAGGAGGCCGAGGUGGUCGAGGAGGUCCACCAUCCAGGAGGUCUGAAAAUAGAGUUCUUGUUUCAGGCCUACCUCCUACUGGCAGUUGGCAAGAUUUAAAGGACCACAUGAGAGAGGCUGGCGAUGUCUGCUAUGCUGAUGUCUUUAAGGAUGGUACAGGAGUGGUGGAAUUUCUAAGGCGAGAAGACAUGAAGUAUGCAGUACGAAAGCUUGACGACACGAAAUUCCGUUCACAUGAGGGUGAUGUAUCCUACAUCAGAGUGAAAGAGGACUCCAGAGGAAGGUCUCGAUCCAGAAGCCGCAGUGCGUCACAGAAACGCUCUAGGGGUAGCCCAAGAUACUCCCCAAUGCGAUCUCGUUCUCAGUCAUUUUCGCGGUCACGUUCACCAUACUAAGUCAAAUGGUCAUCUGACAUGUCAGUCACCACUACACUCCUGUUUACCCUGACCCCUUCAAAUUUUAUGCUACAUAAAGACUUUCUGCAAUGACCAGAAAUCGUUGUUCUGACAUAGAGACAAUACCUGUAACUUCAGAAUCAGCCUUUUUUGUUAAAAUACUUAGGAAUAAUGCGGAUUGUAGGUGGAUUGUAGACUAUUUUUAAUAUUACUUUGUCAAAUCUAAGCUCACAUCUGAUUUUCCAGAUGCGUUCGAGUAGGAACGUGCUGAUGGAUUUAAAGAUAAGGAUUUGAUGAGGAGGAAGGAACUCGAUGGGAGGAUAUUGUCUUCUCAGGAUUUUGGACUGAGUAAAGCGUCCAUCUGGGACCAGAGGAAGGAAUGGCUGGCUGAUCACAGUUGGCCAAAUGGUAAUUUAGUGCAUCACUUGAAUGGUUCAACGUGAACAUGUGAAAACGUCCAGAGAGAUAUGUACAGAAGUCAUUAAAAUGUCAGUUCUCCCAAAAGUGAACAUACUAAAAAAAAAUUUCAAAGGGAAAGCUUAGCUGCAGACUCAGUCCCAGUUUAUUUGAAACAGUAAGUCGACAAAUUUGACCUGAUGCAUUGCAUUGGCAAAUUGUGCAUUUUUUUAAAGCAAAAUUGAAAUGCAGCAUUGCUCAGAGGCACUUUGACAUUGUAUCAGUAGCAAGUAUUAUAUUUGUAUCUUUGAUCCCUCUGCUCCUCCUUGAAUUCAAUUGCUGUGGUAUGUAAUCAGGUAUUCAGGGAUUGGCAUAUUUUAAGUGCACGGAGAUUGUUGAAUUUCUUUUAUUCCCUUGAUUUUGGUGGGCAGAAGUAGAUGCAUCUGUUUGUUAUUGGUGCAUGUUCAGCUGAUUGUAUUGUUUGGUGAAACACUGAAGUCAUUUCUUCUCAAACCUCUUGACUAAAACAAGGUUAUGCAUGGGUCCAUAAAAUUAAAAAAUACAAGUUAUAUUUUGGCUAUUUCGAGGGUGGGUUGUGUGAACAUACCUGAAGUGCUGUACAACUUUCUUGCAUGUGUAAUAGAGCAUUUGUCACAACUUCCUGAAGAGCGUUGGGCAAGAUAGCAGAGGAACCUUUUGUGAAUUUUUGUUUCAUCUUAUGAAUUGUCAAUUUUUGAGAAUGCACAUCUAAUAUUUUUUAUUUGGUUUUCUCGUUUGUUCAGUUACAACAAAGCAAAGCUUUUGGAUAAUUGGGAGGUCUGGAAAAGCAUUGCAAUACUGUAGGAACUCGUGCGUCCUUUGUCAUGGAUUUCUCUCCUGAAAUGGAAAAUUGGAGAAUCCUGUCUUUAAAAGGGGAUAUCACUAUGCAUGGCUGGGCAAGGAAUCAUCUUCUUCAGGAGGGGAUCACUUGGACCAUUCCACCAGGGAUUAAAAUAUUUUCCUUUUAAGUAUGGAUCCAUUGCACAUUUAUGGAAAAAAAUUGGAUGAACCUUAUUUUGGCUACAUUUCCCAAAUCAAUUCACAAUUUGAAUCAUGAAGAUUAUUCCUAGUAUUUUAAUGAAGGAAAUUCCGGGACUAUGCAAAGCAGUUUCGUGGAUCUAAUGGAAUUCAUUCUUGAAACAGGAUUUCUGGAAACCUAUAAACUGGCCCCCUCCCCUCCGAAAAAAAGUUAAUGGAAUUAGACACUUUCAAGCCAGUGUGCCUUCGAUUGGAAGUGAAGGAGUGGUUGGUGAUUUUGGACCUUGGUGCGUUGAACAUUGCAGACUGGAGCAUGAACAAGCAUUUGGAUAUGGUUGGCAAGUUUUGAAAUCUAGAGGUUAGCUAAAUAGUUCAGAUUCUCAAACAUGCAUUCCCUUCCAUUCUUUUUGUAGGUUUUCUGUUCUUCAGAAGUCCAACAGUUCUUGUUCAUGCUUUUCUGUUCACUUUAUAUAUAUAUAUUUUUUUUUUUUUUACGUUUUCAAUAAUUCCCUGAAAACAUUUAUUAAAAAUAAUUCAGGAUCACUAAUUUCCUUAACAUAACUAGGGUGAAGCUCAGAUUUCAAGAAGGAUUGUAAUGGAGCCUCUCUAGCUUUUCCUUACUGUGCAAUGGAUCAUGGAAAUCAAAAACGGGAUCUUCUUUCCUACUUUGGAUUCUUGGGGUGUCAUGGAUUGGAAUACAAAAUUCUGCAAACAAGGGAGCAGAUUUUAGUCCUGGAUUGCAUGGGAUUGGAUCAGAGAGGGAAUGUCUGCUUACAUAGGAAAAGAGGAGGAAAUUCUUGCCUGGAUUUUCAUGGGACAAGAAUAGGAGACACAUGGGAAAUGUGGAUUUCUGGUAAGUGUCUUGGUAUUCUUGUUCCAUUUAGAUUGACAUUUAUUUGUCCUUCAUUUCAGGAAAUAAAAAUGAUUUUAAUUUUUA